Molecule: messenger RNA, 459 nt
Organism: Spathaspora passalidarum NRRL Y-27907
Lineage: Eukaryota; Fungi; Ascomycota; Pichiomycetes; Serinales; Debaryomycetaceae
Exons: 1
Coding region: 1-459 (152 amino acids)
Source: RefSeq, a predicted model, not a curated record
AUGAAACUUGGCACUACAAUUUUAGCAACUUCUGUUACCUUGGUUUGCGCAACCGAAAUUCACGAAUUUAAUGCAGUGAACUUUGCAAAGAUACUUAAAAGAGACUCAUGCUCUAUUUGUGAAAGUGCAGGAACCAAAUUAGAGAAAUGUUUCCCUAAUUUUCCAAAUUAUGACACUUUAGAAGUGGCUAAAUGUGUCUGCAAAUUUGAUGACCAGUUCUUUAAGGAUUAUAUCAAUUGUGUGACUGACUGUGAUGAGUUUCAGAUUAGUUUACCUGUUGAAGUAGAUGAUCCUAAAGAGCUCAAACUGUUAAUCUGUCAAGCAGCUGGUUCAUUUACUUCGGGCAGCGAUGAUUCCGCAGCUGCUGAAGUCAAGAGUGCGAUUAACACUGCAAUCAAAAAUGGUGCUUCAACUGUGGGGGUCUCAUUUUUAGCUCUAUUGGGAAUUUCUUUGAUUUGA